GCCAUGCCUCCCAACCAAGCUCCCAUAAUCGAUCCAGCCAAGCUCUUCUCUCUGGCUGGAAAGACUGCGAUUGUUACUGGAGGGACUGGAGGUCUCGGGACAGCAAUGACCAUGGCUUUGGCCAGUGGCGGUGCUGAUAUCGUCUCCAUCGAGUUGAAAGACGAUCCCGGCAGCCGGAACUUGCACGAGGCUUUGGCCAAGACCGGACGUCGAGUCGAACUGUAUCAUUGUGAUGUCCGAGACGCAAAAGACUUACGAGCCACCUUUGCGCGAAUCUGGAAUGAUGGUAUCCAAGGAGAUAUUCUGCUUAACUGUGCUGGAAUCCAGAGACGUGCCGAAGCCGAGGAUUUCACGGAUGAUGAUAUCGAGGCGGUUUUGGACAUCAAUUUGAAGGCGACGCUGGUAGCUUGUCAGGAAUUUGCAAAGCCCAUCCUCAAAGACGAGAGCCGAGGUGGUAAGAUCAUCAAUAUCGCAUCGAUCAUCAGCUUCAUUGGCGGAAAGAACAUCACGCCGUAUGCCGCCAGUAAAGGUGGUGUGAUGCAAUUGAGCAAAGCUUUCAGCAACGAGUGGGCUUCCAGAGGGAUCAAUGUUAAUUCCAUCCAUCCGGGCUACUGCACCACGCCAUUGACCGAACAGUACCAGACUGAUCCGAAGUACAAGGACUUCAACGACUAUGUCAUGAUGCGGACUCCAAUGAAGCGAUGGGGCAAUCCGGUAGAUUUGGCUGGGGCGGUGAUCUAUCUGGCAAGCUCGGCCAGCGACUAUGUGACUGGAAGCUCGAUCGUGGUCGAUGGCGGUUGGUUAGGCAAUUAG
Molecule: messenger RNA, 813 nt
Organism: Pseudocercospora fijiensis CIRAD86
Lineage: Eukaryota; Fungi; Ascomycota; Dothideomycetes; Mycosphaerellales; Mycosphaerellaceae
Exons: 3
Coding region: 4-813 (269 amino acids)
Molecular function (GO): oxidoreductase activity, acting on the CH-OH group of donors, NAD or NADP as acceptor
Source: RefSeq, a predicted model, not a curated record